AUGGCGGGAACGCUCAAUCGCAACUUCACGUCGGCGUCCGUAGCGUUCACGUGCAUCCGGCACAACCCACGACUACUGGAGAACUCCCAGAGUUUGUACAAAUUGAUUGUACCGUCAAAGGCGUGCGUGGACGCGGAAGAGAGUGAUAAAUGCAAUGGGGAUGUCGAUCCAGACCGGAUUUGGGCUGUAGUGGCUGUUGUAGCUACUGGUAUGACACAGGAGCUUGACAAGGAGAACGAAGUUGGUAAAGACAAAGAGGAGGAAGAUGAGGCAUUGAUGGAGUGGGAUCUCGUGCAGCUCUUGGCGGAAGCUGGUGUGGGGUUACAGAUCUUCCUGCGCUACUUUACGAGUCUCUUUAACCGUCUGUUGUUGGAGCCACGGCUACUCGCAGCUGUAACGUUGCUCAAGGAGGAGUUUACCAUUGACACGCUGCUGUUUGAAAAGUACCGUGAGUUGUGGCAAAAGACGACGCUGAUGAAAAUGGGACAAAAAGGAGAGUACCAGACGGGCCUGGAUGGAAAUUCUUCAGAUCCAGAACCUGAGAAGCCAGUGGAUAACCAGGAGCUACAGAAUGCUUGGGGGCUGCAAGGGCGUCAUCGAAAGUUGUUUGACGGAGGAUGGGUGCUGUUUUUGCUGGCGAAGAGGAGACUGGCGAGGCAAUAUUCUGGACUCGGACAGCUCUACACUUUGCUCUUGGCGACACUGCAUUUGGUCCUUACCAAUGCUACCCAAAUGUCUCAAGUGACUGUGGAGGCAGAAGUUGCUGUGGCGCUAAGUGCACUGGGAGACUUGGGAGACGAAAAAACGUCGCCCAUGAAGUCGGGAGCUGAAGUUGAUUCGAGUACGCAGAUUUUCAACACUUUGUGUGCAGCGCCGAGAGUUGAUCGAGCUGACGUCUUGCGCGCAUCUGAACACUUGGGGCUUGUACUGCAGCAGCUUGGCAAAGAAGGUGUGGUGCAGAACGAGGCGAGGGAACACGCGGUGUCAAGAAUGACACUAUUUGCUGAUGCUGUGCUUGGACAGAACGUGACGCGGCUGUCGGAAAAAUACAAGCAUGACUAUCUCGAUGGCUGCGGCAAGCUGGACGAACGAUUCUUUCUGGACGAGCACAUUCGACAGACCAUCAUGGGAGCAAACGUUAAUGUACAACCUGGUAAAGGAGGCGGCGGCUUUAGGAUGAAGUCAAGUGAUAGGUUGAGUACAAGCCGAAGCAUGACGCGCAAUAUGCUAUCCCCGUGCGACGCAACAUGA
Peronospora matthiolae is the source of this 1251-nucleotide messenger RNA. Lineage: Eukaryota; Oomycota; Peronosporomycetes; Peronosporales; Peronosporaceae. The record is from the annotation of a GenBank genome assembly.